Messenger RNA from Anopheles nili, 1671 nucleotides. RefSeq lists its product as uncharacterized. Bases 1 to 1671 code for a protein of 556 amino acids. NCBI's taxonomy places the organism in Eukaryota, Metazoa, Arthropoda, Insecta, Diptera, Culicidae. Gene Ontology annotation, biological process: cilium assembly. Gene Ontology annotation, cellular component: axonemal microtubule; centrosome; centriole. The transcript has 5 exons. The record is from RefSeq and is a predicted model, not a curated record.
AUGCUGUUUUUCAUUAAAAACCAAUGCGACAGCGAGGAAUCGCUGGAUGAGUUUCUUGAGCACGAACUAGUGUGCUGGCUGAACGAGGACAAGCCGAUCUGUGCGGAGGUAGCGACCCUGCGGCCAGAGCUGUACGGUGAGCUGAACCAUUUGUUUAACGUGGUGAACGAAGCCGACAACCGCUGCGUGGAAGAGAUUCUGCACGAGGCCGAGCUGUUGAUGGAGGACGCCACAGGACUUGACCGGCCGCAUUUGCCAUUCCAGUGGAACGAACCGCUGCCGGAGUUAGACGCUGGCCAGCGAAAAGAUUCGAAUCGGUACCGGACCAUCGACAAGCGCCUGCAGACAUUGUGCAAGGUGCUUAACUUCAGUCCGCGUGAUGACACCUCCUCCAGCAAGGAUGCGGAUGGGUACGUCCGAACCAAGCAAGGACAUUCUCCGCUACAACGGAUACGUGUCCUUGCGCCAGCUGAGCUUGGGCCUACCGUGACAUUGAUCGAUCAACCGCCUGCAAUCAAAAAGAACGCCAAACCCCAGCCGGAACCACCGACCAACCCAACCGGACGUCGGAUCAAUCUCACGGACGUCGGACAACUCGAGCUGAAGAUCACCGUUCUGGAGGACCGACUAAAGGACACCGAAGAGCGCUAUCAGAGCAAGCGGUUGCAAUACGAUACGCUGUCCCAGGUGCACAGGACAUUGCGCGAUAGCUACACCACGCUGCAGGAGGAGAACAAAAUGAUGCAGUUUGACAUACGCCACCUGACCAGCUCUGCUGACGUGCUGAGAUCCGAGCUGCAGUCGGCCCGGUGUGAUCGGGAUUCCGCCAUCGAACUGCAGAAGCUCCUACAAACCGGGCUGGACGAAUCGCGCAAAGACCACAAAAAGCUGCAGGAUGGCAGCAAGAAGGAUUCAAAAAUCAUACAGGACCUGCAGCGACAGUGCCGCGAGAUGGAGCGAAUCAUGAUGCGCAAAAAUCCGGACUCCAUAUCGGCGCUGAUAGUUGCCAGUAAAUCACCGACGAAGACAUCGCCCUCGUCCGAUCCGAUAGCACCUCGUCGAAGAACCGAUAGCACCUCGUCCACCUUCCGAGUGCUAGAACAACGCAUCGCCCAGCUGGAAGCGGAUGCCCGGAAACAGGAACAAGGGCAAGGUACAUUGCCCGACGUGCAGGCCCACUUUCAUUCGGUGCAGGCGAAAUAUGAAACAUACAUCGCGAAUCUCGAGAUGCACGUGCUCAGCCUGCGGGAGAUCAACACGAAGCUAAACGAAAAGAUCAUACGCCAGAAGGAGGAACUGGCCAGCAUCGGUAGCCAUGCGGUUACCAACGGGACACCACCGCCGGACGACGUGUCUGAGCGGACACGCAAGAGGGAUCCUGUUAAAAUGCGCUCUAUUUUAGUCCAAACGGAUCCGGCCCGUGGCGAACCGGUGACCACGGUGCGAUCCGCACCGAACGCCAAGCGGGCUCAGGCGCAAAGCAAGGAGGACGCCCAUCUGCUGGCCACAAUCCGUGGCAUGCGCGUUGACCUGGCGAUCAAGGAGAAGGCCGUGCAACGGCUAACGCGUGAGGUUGAGGAGUGUAAGAAAACGAUCAAGAAGCUGCAGAAGAAGAAGGACCCGGGCAAAGGCGAUGUCCCAAGGUUAUACACGUCGAAUGCGUGUGCAUGA